AUGGCGGCGCGAGCGCUGCGCGCCGGCGGAGCGGCCUCAGCCAGCGGCUUCCUGCGGCGGGCCAGCCCCGGCAGCCUCCUGCCCGGGCUCCGGAAAUUGACAUCUUCCAAUAACAGACCUCGAGAGGACAGCUGGUUAAAAUCCUUGUUUGUCCGGAAAGUUGACCCAAGGAAAGAUGCUCACUCUAAUCUCCUAGCCAAAAAGGAAACCAGCAGUCUGUACAAAUUACAGUUUCACAAUGUUAAACCGGAAUGCCUAGAAGCAUACAACAAAAUUUGUCGAGAGGUGUUGCCAAAGAUUCAUGAAGAUAAACAUUACCCUUGUACUUUGGUGGGGACUUGGAACACGUGGUAUGGCGAGCAGGAUCAAGCUGUUCACCUUUGGCGGUAUGACGGAGGCUAUCCAGCCCUCACAGAGGUGAUGAGUAAACUCAAAGAAAAUCAGGAAUUUUCAGAAUUCCGUAAGGCAAGAAGCAACAUGCUUCUCUCGAGAAAGAAUCAGCUGCUGUUGGAGUUCAGUUUCUGGAAUGAACCCAUCCCACGGUCAGGACCGAACGUAUACGAACUCAGAUCCUACCAGCUCCGACCAGGAACUAUGAUUGAAUGGGGCAAUUACUGGGCUCGUGCCAUUCGCUUCAGACAGGAUGGUAAUGAAGCAGUUGGAGGGUUCUUCUCCCAGAUUGGGCAGCUCUAUAUGGUGCACCAUCUUUGGGCUUACAAGGAUCUUCAGACCAGGGAAGAUAUACGGAAUGCAGCAUGGCAUAAACAUGGCUGGGAAGAACUAGUAUAUUAUACAGUCCUACUUAUUCAGGAAAUGGAAUCCAGAAUCAUGGUCCCACAGAAGACCUCGCCCCUCCAGUGA
Molecule: messenger RNA, 861 nt
Organism: Rangifer tarandus platyrhynchus (Svalbard reindeer)
Lineage: Eukaryota; Metazoa; Chordata; Mammalia; Artiodactyla; Cervidae
Source: the annotation of a GenBank genome assembly